GCUGCGUUUCGGCCAUGGCGGGGCAAGAAGGCGGACAGCCGAGAAAUUAUAUCGCGCGCCUCUCCGAAUGGGCGGACGCGCAUCUCUCCCUCAUCCGGAAUAUCAGCACAGGAAUGGCAAUAGCUGGAGUAAUUUUACUUGCAAAGAGUGUGAAACUGACAACCAAAUUCACAAAUGCUCUGGAAAUACCAAUAGAAUUUAUAGAGAAGAAUGUUAAACUGCGGGGACGAUUACACCAGAUAACUGAGCAAGGAUUAGAAAUUGAACAUAUUCCCAUUGUCAUUCCGAUAAUUUCAUCACUGCAGAGGAGAUGGCAUACAGAUGGUUUAUUGCUGGUCAGGCUUGCUGGUGUGCAGCUGACACCAGAUGGUACAAUCUGGUUAAAAGAAGAGUUAAAACCCUCCCAAAUGAUGUGGUUCCAGCUUCUUGGAAGGAAGGAUUCAAUACUUGAUUGCCUUGUGGUAGUAAAUAAGGGUAGGUUUUCGAGCAUCUGUCUGAAUGAAGAAAUCCUGAGACAAGGGCUUGGCAGGACUGCUCGGGUGGAAGGGCUGACUCAUGAAUCUCAGAUCUACUGGAAGCUUCACAAGAGGCUACUACAAGCUGAACUGAAGGCUGUGAAAAGAAAUAAAGGGAUCUGGAAAGAAGCAACAUUCCUCGAGAAACUUAGAGAGCAGCUAAAUGAUAAUAAAUUCAUGCAGAAGUUAAAACAGUUUGCAACGUGGCUAAGAAUCCGCCUCUGAAAUGAAAAGGUUUUGUUGUUUUUAGAAAAAAGGCACCAGAUGGACAAGGAAGCAACUUGUUAUGUUUUCCUUCUGCCAUAAUGAUAUUCCAAGCUGAUGUCUGGCCGUCUGUUGGUGGCUCCUGUCUUAUGGGAAAGAAGAUGGAAAAUAUCACAGACACAUUCCUUGGGGGAAAUGGUUGCAUAUGAUCUGGUUAAGACGUCAGAUUGAUUUGGUGUGAAUAUGAGGGUUUUUUUAAAAUGAAGAACUCAAGACUAGGAUAUAUAAUGGCCGAACAAGAGAAGAAAAAGCUUCACUGAAUAGAGGGGGAGAGAUAAAUAAAGAACUGAAAACACAUCAAAUCUCUAGGCGCUGUACAGCAAUGAAAAAUGAAAGAGUCUGACAGUUUAAAGGUGAGGAAGUGCUGCCUGUAGGCAAGGGCUGGCAAAUAAAGGGCUCUCCUCCAGAUUGCUUAGAGUGUGGACUUGGCUGUUGCUUUCCAGAGAGUAAUUCUAUACUAACCUGCCUCUGGCAUUGUAGAAAGAUGGGAUGUAAGUAUUUUAAAUAAAUAAAUAAGGAAAGGCAACCUGGAGUGGAGCACGUGGCAGCAGGAUUGGAUU
Eublepharis macularius is the source of this 1339-nucleotide messenger RNA. It is a transcript of the gene MISO1, whose product is annotated as chromosome 6 C3orf33 homolog. Lineage: Eukaryota; Metazoa; Chordata; Lepidosauria; Squamata; Eublepharidae. The transcript has 5 exons. The record is from RefSeq and is a predicted model, not a curated record. The coding region runs from base 15 to 740 and encodes 241 amino acids.